Molecule: messenger RNA, 339 nt
Organism: Macrosiphum euphorbiae (potato aphid)
Lineage: Eukaryota; Metazoa; Arthropoda; Insecta; Hemiptera; Aphididae
Source: the annotation of a GenBank genome assembly
AUGACUGGUUCUUACAAACAAAAAUUAUUAGUAAUUGGAAAAUCUAAGACUCCGAGAUGUUUUAAAAAUGUCAAAAACUUGACAGUCGACUACAAAAGCAAUAAAAAAGCAUGGAUGACCGGUGACAUAUUUUCCGACUGGUUAAAAGAAUGGGAUAAACAACUAGCAAAGGAAAAACGACAUAUCCUAUUGACUGUAGAUAAUUGUCCGGCUCAUCCUCCUGUUCAAACUGAAUUUAUAAAGUUGGUUUUUCUCCCUCCAAACACGACCUCUGUGUUACAACCUAUGGAUCAAGGUAUUAUUAAAGCAUUAAAAGUGAAAUUUCGGAAAAAAAACUAG